AUGGGUGCCGAUCGAAAAGGCCCGCCGUUACCUGCGCCUACAGAGACUGAUAGCACAACUGGCGGCACUGAGCUUGGGUCGAGGAUCACCGAGAAGAGCCAGUUUACCUUGCCAGAGGACGGAAGCCCUGUCACGAUAGCUACACGGCGCAAGAAGGGCGACAAGGACAGCCACGGCCUCAGCAACAACAAGUCGCAGACGUCUCUGCUAAUCGAAUACUUCGAAGGAGGAAAAGGUAGUCAAGCUGAUUCUCGACGGCCUUCUGUACGAGUUAAAGUUACACCAUCAUCUAAGAGUAAGCGUCGUUCUUCUAAUGACCACAUCCAAAUCACCGAACGAGGAAGUAACCGCAAACCCUCCUACACCAAACGGAUCCAUCUGUCGCCGAACGCCAGGAGCGAAAAAUCGAUAGUCGAAGGUGAUGGUGACGACAAUAGCAGCUUACACUCAUACCGAUCAGCUACCGAAGAGUCAAACGUCACAUCUCAAGGAGGUGGUCCGAUUGAGGUGGAGAUAAUGCCCAGACGACAUGGAAGUCCUCUGAUUCCCACUGCUGAGAGCAGCUCCAAAUAUGCGCCAGUCAAUGCAUCCGAAAUUUCGUCCAUGCCCACCGACAGCUUCCUCGAUGGCAAAUCGCAAUUGGCCGCAGGCGCUGGAGCUGGCUUGGUCACGAGCACUGUAGCUGAUAAACUGGGGACGCCAUCUCGCCGACGGAGUCGAAGUCUUAGCCGAGAACGCAUUGUAGCUCAGAAGGCUGCUGAGAAGGUUCGGAGCGACAAGACAGAACGGCGGCGCAAGCACAGUAGCAGAAGCCGUAGUGUGAGCGGAGAACAAUCAACAGAAAAUGUCAAGUCGCCCCGCAGAAGGUCAAGCCGAUCCCAUCAUGAAGAAAGCAUGGUCUCUGGCGCAGAUUCAAGUUUGCUGAACUCACACUUAAGUGGAAAAUCCGGUGAUGCAUACUCUUUCCGCUCCGGAACCUCAAAAUCAUCGAUCAACAACCCAAAACUCUUAGAAACCGUGGAGGAUGCCAUCCGGCGAUUGAUCCUGCCUGAACUGACUGCACUGAAGAGGGAGCAGAGCAAGCACCAAAGUCGUGACCGAGAUAGGGACCGCCGUGGGUCCAUCACUUCAGGUAGUGGGAUCUCCCGAGAUUCUAGAGACGAGACCUCAAGCAACAGACGACUGUCGGACCGCGGUAGUAACACAGAUCUCUCUGCUAGGCCAAAAGUCAUUCUGAAUGACAAUGAGGUUCUUUCUGGAAAUACUCUCAAAGGUCGCAAGGUCAGAAAUAUUGACCGCCUCAAGGCGGAAGAGGAUUCUUCAGGUAGCUUUGAGCGCGAGACCUCAGAAGAGACAGUCAUCCGGAAUGGCGAGAAAGUGCACAAGAAGGGCAGCAGCGAUGGGCACCGAGGCCUGAAAUCGGCAGCCGCUGGAGCUGGUCUUGGUGCGUUGACGAUAGCAGCUUUGCACAAGCACCAGUCAGAGGAGUCACUCGAGGACGAGCGGAGGGAACGUCGCAGGAGGAGAACUAAAAGUCGUAGCAGGAGCGACAGCUUGACGGAAAUCUAUGAGGAGCAAAAUAACGAGCCCAUGCCGCCAAUGCCAUUGAUGAGCGACAUUAAUCCUUCAGACAUCACCAGGACUUCCAUCUUGUCAGCGGAAACGGAGAGGCCCCAUUCGGCAAGCCAGGAGAGGGUUACCCAAAUCCGUCAAGUUUCUCGGGGCGUGGUAUCACCAACAUUGAGCACGCCUACGAGAACCCCAGUUGCUCUUUCAAAGGGUCUGGGGAUGCAGCAUUCAAACUUCUCUCGGGGAAAUCUCAGUCUCCACAGCCAGCCCAGCCAACAGCAUCUCCACGAAGAAGAAUUUGACCUUGAUGAACAUGGACGAAAGGUCCCCAUGGAGUAUUCGGACCGCGAUGAUUCUGUCGUCGACGAAGAUUACAAUGGUGGGUCUCCCACAGCGGCGGCUGGCCUGACUGGCGCUGCUGGCGCUAGUGCAUUUGGAGCAGCUACUAUGCAUCAUCAAAAUGACAACGAUGAUCAUGAGGAUUCAGAGCUUUUAGAGAAUGAUCACUAUAGCUACUACCAGAAUACCCAAGAAGUCCCCCCGCCUCUACGAUACGUCCCUUAUGCACAAGAGCGUCGUGGACUGAGCCCCAUACAGAGUGUUUCCGGCUACACAGAAGGCGACCCUGAUCUAAAUCAACGAGAUUCAAGAUUGACCCACAGCUCGGGCUCAUAUUCCUCACUGGGCAAGUCGCCUCAACACCGUCAAUCCGGCAUGUCUAUCAAGUCUCUUGACUCGCUGGGCAGCGCUCAUAGAAAUCGCCACGACUUUGCAGAAGUCAGACAAGGGGGACUCACUGAUUCUGAGCUCACUCAGGAUGGUGAGUACUGGGAGGAGCAACACCGUGAAAACGAUCGGGUCCGAGAUGUUGGCUCGCCCUCCAGCUAUCGCAGUUCUGAUCAUCACGUGGACUCUAAGCGUAUGACCACCUCGACUGAUAACAGCAUGUAUGCAUCGAGGUUGGAUCGUGGCUCCACCGGUCAGAGUGUCCGCGGCAUCGGAGCAAGCCCAGAUUAUGUUCACAUGCCUGUUUCUGUGGAAUCUGCAGUUGCUUCGUUAGUCAACCCAUCCGAACUCACUGGCGAAUCCGGGUUCUCUGGCAACAAUGGCCGGUACGACCGAAGAGCAUCAUAUGCUUCUUACGAAGAAGGUUCCGAGAGGCUCUUCACCAGUCGAGGGAACAGCCCAACCAAAGCUGACGCCACAACACAUCUCGAGUACGACGAAUCCGACAGAGGUACUUCGAGUCAACGCAACAGCCCCUCAAAAUGGGCUGAAGAGUACGAUGUUGACGAGUCGGGCCACAAGAUCGCAAUGCCAAAGUACAAAACCCACAAGGCAGAGAAAGCUAUUGCUGCGGGUGUAGCCGCUGUAGUCAUGGCUGGGCGCAGCAAAAAGUCCACCGCCGACCAGAUCAGAUUUGAAGACAGACUCGAGCAUACGGGAGCACCCCUGCACAUGUCGUUCAAGCAACGUACCAUGGAUGGCCAAGGGCAUAUCCCAUCUCCCCGCCACAGCAUUGAUGCACCCCUCAGCGAAGCUGCAAGCCACGAUCAACUCAAGCUAGGUACUAGUGGUCUCCCUGAUGUGCAUAAUCCGAUGCCCGAGAUUGGAUACGGAGAUGGAGAAUCAGAGGUCGAUACCAACCCGUCUAUCAUCCAAGGACCAAUUGGGGGAGUUGCGGAGACAAACAGAGAUCACUGGCCUGGGAAGCCUACACCCCCUCAAGCACACUUUGAAACUGCAUCAAACCAUAGCCGCGACUCCGAUGCCAACCUUAAAUCUGCUGAAGCCGCUCUCAUCGGUGCAGCUGUGGGUGCAGGAGGAGCCGCUGCUCUUGCAGGCCACAACCGAGAGGCCAGCAGGGACCACGACGAGGAGUGGCAGCGAACUUCUGGAGAACGAAAGCGUGAUACAGUCAUCACCAACCCGUAUGAAGGUACGAGUCCGAUUGCAGUCAUCGGAAAUGAUCUUGACCGCGACCUUCUUAGCCAGGCAGGAGGGCUGCAGGGGCUUGGCGGCAAUUUUGUCCCUACGAAGCUGGACUACCAAAGUGCCAGAGCAUCUCCAAAAGACGAGGGCUACAUCUCAUCUGCUCCCAAUGCUCGGUCUCCAGGUGAAGCUACGCCCGAGCAAAGAGCAAAGGGUGUCAACUUUCUCGACCAAGAUCUUGCAGGUGCUCGUGACAUGGCUGGCGAGGAUCCAUUCUACACCAGGAAGCAUGCCCGGCACCUCAGCGGCAUGUCUCAUGGCAUGGGAUCGCCAAUGUAUGACAGUGCCACGGGAAAUGGCAUCGAUCGUAUUCAGUCAAAAGACAUUGUUGCUUUGAUGGACCAUCUCACUGUUCGUGACGCCCAACGGAGCGCUCGGGAUACAGAAAUCCUGGUAACACUCGUCCGAGCCGCUGCGGAAAUGAGAAACUCGUUUGAGGACAUGAAGCGCCUGCUUGCUGAUUCCGAAGAUGUUAUCAUCACCGAGGUCCAAAGCAACACGGACAAAUCGGUUCAAAAGAUCAUCAAUGGCCCUAGACCGCAGCCACAGAGCGGACCACGGUCGCUCCGACGAGAAUCCCAGGACGAGAAUAUGUUCGAUGAUAUUCCGAACAAAAAGCGGAACGUGUUCAGGAGAGCUUUGAAGGGAUUGAGCAUGAAGAGCUCGAAUGAUCUUGGGAAAAUCGAGGAGAUGCUUGUUCAGUUACUGGGCGAAGUCGAGGGGCUUAAAGUCGCUCAGGGCCUCAAGGUCGACAGCCACCCUGGCGAAUCUUACGACGACCUCGGCCCAGAAGACAAUUAUGAUGAUCGGGGAUACGAACCCGAAGGUAAUGCUGGCACCUCCACUGCGAGCCACGCCAGCCGCUCCGGUCACUUUUCGAUUCCUAUUUCACGCCGGGCCAGUGCCAACAAGAUGUUUGACAACAGGAAAUUCUCAGACCAUCGUAUCAGCACAGUCCCUGAAGGCGACGAGGAAGAUAUGGACCCUCAUGAGCAAGCCGUUCCGGACAACCGAUUCGAAAACAACGAACAGUUGCUUAGCCCAACUCGAGAAGUCACUCGGGGCGGCUCAGUUCCUCUAGAAACGCCUCCCCAGCAAUACGCCGAGAAGCCUUCUUUGAGUAAUGAGAACACUCCAAGAACAGAAAAGAGUAAGAAGCAUAAGUCCAGCAGCUCUUCUGGCUGGAUUCCCAAGGUAUCUCGUUGGUCCAACACAACAGCUUCUACGGUUCUGCGCGGCUUCCGAAACAGUGGACGAAGUAGUGGACCUAAAGUAGAAGAGCAAGAGCAGUAUCCAGAGCGACCAUCGAGGUCUGGAUCUGACCUCGGCAACUACGCAGAGCAUGAUCCUUAUGGCGACGACAAACUUCCUUUGGGAAAGUCACAGGAACAAAUCAACCAACAGCAGUACGGAAAUCAGCAGCAAGAGCCUAUGUCACUCCUUCCCCCUGAGGACCCCAAAUACAAAGCUCAUAGAAACUCGCUCAACUUGCAGCAUCCUCAGCCACGAGUUGGCCCGACCCACCGAUACCAAACCGCUCUUGAGUCGCAGGCCCAGAACUUUGACUCACCCCUAUCUCCUAGAUCACUCGAUUGGGGUUCCCAGACCAGUCUGAACCGACUUCCACCUCAACAGACCAAUCGCUACAACGACGAUCACACCGGCCGAAUCUCCCCAGUAUCUGAUGGGGGAUAUUCACACGGUUCUGCGUCUAAUCAACCUCCUCAACGCCCACCCAAAGAACCGCUGACUCCUGAAGGAUCUUCACAUGUUCGGAUAAGCAAGUUUCAAAAGCCGAGCCCGUUAAGCAAGGAGCAUCUUCCAAUGGACGCCUACGAGCCAAGUAGCUCACCACGAUCUGCUUCAAGGUUGAUGCCCACAGGCGUUCCUCCCAGAAAGCCUACUGGCCCGCGAACCAUGAGCACAUCUCCUAGGAGCGGAGGCGAUCUCAACAGAGACGAAACUGUGAUUCGAAGAAACGCGAAGAGAGACACGUUUGGUAUGAUAGUGAGUAAAGAAAGCGGCGAGUCCGAAACCUUCUGA
Messenger RNA from Drepanopeziza brunnea f. sp. 'multigermtubi' MB_m1, 5604 nucleotides. RefSeq lists its product as uncharacterized. The record is from RefSeq and is a predicted model, not a curated record. NCBI's taxonomy places the organism in Eukaryota, Fungi, Ascomycota, Leotiomycetes, Helotiales, Drepanopezizaceae.